CCCGUGACCCGGUCACGGGCCCGAGAUAACGCCCGCCAGUGACCGGUGCGGGAUGCCGGGGGUUUUUGGGCGACGGAGUGCGGGUAGGGGGAAGUUUGUCCGGACUCUGUGGCGAUCGUCCACAUCCGGCAUUUGAUAAGCUGAGGUCAGCUGAUCCGCUCAGUCGGAUAGAGGGGGGAAAGAGCGAGCAGAAGACGAGGAACGAGAGCAAAGGCCCGUGGAAGCGAAGCGAGGUUGGGUUCCGUUAGUGAUCGUGUCGGAACGAAGCGCAAUCGGAGAGGCCAAGGACACGGGCUCGAGAAGAGAAGCGAGAAUUCAUGUGAGCUCGAAAGCCCCGGAGCCGAGCUAGGGAGAGGAAGGGAGCGAAGGCAUGGCGGCCACGGCGACGGCAAUGUCGAUGAGCGUUGCCUGCACCGGCAGCUCGGGGAUCUCGUCCCGGGCUGCGGCGCAAUCCGGGAGAAGCACAGGCGUGGCAGGGCUGCUGAAUCUCGCAAUUUGUCGACAAAAUCUGGGACGAGUUUCCUUCGGCUGCAGAGCGCAGUCGUCGAGUAUGGGCACGGCGGGCGAGAGCGCCAGCGCCUUGGCUGCUGCUGUAGGGAAGGUGCGAGGCUGGAGAAGUACGCUAGAUUCUCUGCGGGACAACGAGAGGGUGUCGAUGGUGAACUCGCUGGAAGAUUUGUCUCUGGAAUCCGUCGCGGACAAGCUGGAGGUGGUCACGUCUGCGAUGAUCGCCGGAGCUCUGGUUCUGUUCUUCAUGCUGGCCGGUCCCUGCCGCGCCAGCGCUGCCGAGGCUGCAGACUUCACGUUGUACUACGGCACAGCGGCCAGCGCUUCGAGCUAUGGAGGCUACGGCGGCAACACCAACAAGCGCGACAGCGCUGAGUACACCUUCGAGUUUCCCACGGGCUGGAAGGAGCGCACCAUUUCGAAAAUCGAGAAGGGCACCAACGGAACGGACAGCGAAUUUCUCAACCCCAAGCACAAGGAGGAGAAGGUUUAUGUCACGUACCUCUCAGGGUUCAGGCGCCUCGCUCCCAUGGACAAUGUGCUGAACAACCUGGCGCUGUCGGAUCCCGUGCUUCAGGACAUUCUUCAGCUUGCCGAUGGCAACAUCACGGCCAAAGACAGGACCGAUGCCUCGGGGCAGCUGUACUACGACUACGAAAUCGACAGUCCGGUGGCGCAUGCUUUGAUUUCCGUCACUUGUGCCAAGAACAAGCUUUACGCCCAUUUUGUCAAGGCCGGAAACUCGGAUUGGACUCGAGAUCAGGAGCUUUUGCGACAUGUGCACGAGUCCUUUUCGACCAUCGGGGACGUUCCCCUUGCGCCCCCUGGGGAAUUUUAGACGGAGACGACUUACAGCAGCAGCCUCUCGCAUGCUUCCUAACUGGACAUACUAAUGAGGACAGGAGUGUUAUAUCGUUUUCUUUGUAAAUGUAUGGUUUCAUACAAAUCUGUACACUGGUGUAUCAUUUGAAAAUAUGCAGAACAAAUUAGUUACUUUGACCUUCAAUACUUGAGGUGCGUAUGAAUGCUGGACUCUUUCUACACCGAAAUUCAGAAUACUCCUCUGGACCUCUCCACGGGGGAAUGUCACUCACACUGUACCGUGUAUUGUUCAUGUCCUAGAAAAUUUGCAGUUACAUAGAUGGCGGCUGGAAACUGUAGAAUUCGAGAAAUUUCCGGCUGUCUUCAUUGCCGCAAAGUGAGGACUGGCUCCAUGACCUGGGGAUGCGAAACAUGAUUUAGAGUAUUUGGGUAGAGUCGUGUCGCACCAGUGAAGUACUGCAUAAAAUCAUGCUAGGCAACGACGGGAAAGGGAGGACUUUCAUGCAUGCCAUCAUCUCUGCAGUUAGUUCUGGAGGAUGUAGAUUGUACUCUGUAAUGUGCCAAACAAGCCUCAAAGCCAGGGCUUCUAACGAUGUCUCAAGUCAAGUCAUGUAGCUUCUUUCUCCCAACAAAUUAUGCAGUGAAUUUUUUGCAUGUGCUUAGAUCAAGUCCUC
Messenger RNA from Marchantia polymorpha subsp. ruderalis, 2003 nucleotides. The record is from the annotation of a GenBank genome assembly. Lineage: Eukaryota; Viridiplantae; Streptophyta; Marchantiopsida; Marchantiales; Marchantiaceae.